AUGGACAACAAAACAAAUCUUUUCAAUGAUCUUGUACUUCUCGAGGAAUUUGUUAAUGACGCUGUGGUUCAUCUUGUUCCUGAAAAAGAGUUCAAAGAACUUUUUGGUUUUAUUCAAGAUCCUUUAACGUUACAUCGAAUAUACAUCAGAGCAAAAUACCAAGCAAAGCAAAACUUUUUAUUGUAUUUUUCAACACAUGGGGAUAGCCUUGUGGCACUCAAAAACACUCUCAUACAAUCAAAAAGAGAUAACAAAAUUCACAACACCAUUGUGGCAUUUUCCAAAACAAAUACAACACAACUCCCCACGGAGGAAGUCCACAAAAUUUGCUUGGAAGCAGUGGGAAACGUAAAAGAGAAAAUGGAAAUCGAAAAAUCUCCCGCUUCGCAAAACGAUCAAAUAUUCACGCUACUUUCAGACACGUUACAAGUGUCUGAAAAGGUCAAUUCACUCGUGACGGAGAAGUACUUCCCUGUCGACAAAUAUGACACUUUGGUGUAA
Messenger RNA from Entamoeba invadens IP1, 501 nucleotides. RefSeq lists its product as hypothetical. The transcript has a single exon. NCBI's taxonomy places the organism in Eukaryota, Evosea, Mastigamoebida, Endamoebidae. The record is from RefSeq and is a predicted model, not a curated record. Bases 1 to 501 code for a protein of 166 amino acids.